GGCCCAGCGAGCCCCCCGCCGCCCCGCGCCUGGCGGACCGGGUGUGGGCGGGGGGAACCCCGGUCUCGGCUGCAGGAGCCCCCCCUGCGCACGCCUCGGCCCCGGGCGCUCCUCUGGCGGGGCUUGAGGCCGGCGCGAAGGUGUUGAGUUUCAGUGCCACUCGUGGGGACCCUGCCCUGCCAUCAUGGAGACGGAGAGCGAGCAGAACUCCAGCUCCACCAAUGGCAGCUCCAGUGGUGCGGGGGGCAGUGCACGACCCCAGAUAGCACAGAUGUCACUGUAUGAACGGCAGGCCGUGCAGGCUCUGCAGGCACUACAGCGUCAGCCCAAUGCGGCCCAGUACUUCCACCAGUUUAUGCUCCAGCAGCAGCUUAGCAAUGCCCAGCUGCAUAGCCUGGCUGCCGUCCAGCAGGCCACGAUUGCUGCCAGUCGGCAGGCCAGCUCCCCAAACACCAGCAGCGCACAGCAACAAACAGCCACCACGCAGGCCUCGAUCAGUCUGGCCACCACCUCGGCCACACAGCUCAUCAGCCGGUCCCAGAGUGUGAGCUCACCCACCGCCACCACGCUGACCCAGUCGGUGCUGCUGGGUAACGCCGCCUCCCCACCGCUCAACCAGUCUCAAGCCCAGAUGUACCUCCGGCCACAGCUGGGAAACCUAUUGCAGGUCAACCGGACCCUGGGCCGGAAUGUGCCUCUAACCUCCCAGCUCAUCCUGAUGCCUAACGGGGCGGUGGCUGCAGUCCAGCAGGAGGUGCCAUCGGCUCAGUCUCCUGGAGUUCAUGCCGAUGCCGAUCAGGUACAGAACUUGGCGGUACGGAACCAGCAGGCCUCAGCCCAGGGACCCCAGAUGCCAGGCUCCACGCAGAAGGCCAUUCCUCCCGGGACCUCCCCGGUCUCCAGCCUCUCCCAAGCUUCCAGCCAGGCCCUAGCAGUGGCUCAGGCAUCCUCUGGGGCUUCCGGCCAGUCCCUCAACCUUAGCCAAGCUGGUGGAGGCAGUGGGAAUAGUCUCCCAGGCCCCCUAGGUCCAGGUGGAGCUGGCCAGGUGCCUGGGGGCUUGGGUCAGCUCUCUUCCUCUGGUAUGGGGGCCGGAGGCUGCCCCCGGAAGGGCACGGGCGUCGUACAGCCCCUGCCCGCGGCGCAGACGGUGACCGUGAGCCAGGGUAGCCAGACGGAAGCCGAGAGCGCCGCAGCCAAAAAGGCGGACGCGGAUGGCACAGCUCAGCAGAAUGUGGGCAUGAACCUGACGCGAACUGCCACCCCUGCCCCCAGUCAGACCCUUAUCAGUUCAGCCACCUACACACAGAUCCAACCUCACUCCCUGAUCCAGCAGCAGCAGCAGAUCCACCUGCAGCAGAAGCAGGUGGUGAUCCAGCAGCAGAUCGCCAUCCAUCACCAGCAGCAAUUCCAGCACCGCCAGUCGCAGCUGCUGCACACAGCCACGCACCUGCAGCUAGCGCAGCAGCAGCAACAGCAGCAACAGCAACAGCAGCAGGCUGCGCAGGCAGCCCCCCUCCCCACGCCGCAGCCCCCUUCAGUCCCUCCCCAAGCUCCGCAGGUUCCACCAUCUGUGUCGCAGCCACAAGCCCAGACACUGGUGGUCCAGCCCAUGCUCCAGUCUUCGCCCUUGUCGCUGCCGCCCGAACCCAGCCCCAAGCCUCCCAUCCCCAUCCAGUCCAAGCCGCCCAUAGCUCCACUCAAGCCUUCUCAGUUGGGGGCCGCGAAGAUGUCUGCCACACAGCAGCCUCCCCCCCACAUCCCGGUACAGGUGGUGGGGACCCGGCAGCCUGGAACCGCUCAGGCCCAGGCGCUAGGCCUGGCUCAGCUGACUGCUGCCGCCGCUGUCCCCACAUCCCGGGGCCUGCCAGGGACAGUGCAACCUGGCCAGGCCCAUCUGGCCACCUCGCCACCGGCAUCCCAGGCGGCCGGGGCACUGCAGGAGUGUCCCCCUUCCUUGGCCGCGGGGAUGGGCCUCGGCCCCAUGCAGGGCACGGCUCAUGUGGUGAAGAGCGGGGCUCCUGCUGCCUCGCCGGUGGUGCCUCAGGUCCCCGCCACCUUUUACAUGCAGCCCAUGCGCCUGCCGGGCAAACCCCAGACACUGGGCGUCAAACGCAAGGCCGAGUCAGAGGAGGAGAGAGAUGAUAUCCCUACAUUGGCCUCCAUGCUUCCUGCCAAGCCAUCUCCAGUGGCAGAGAGCCCCAAGAUUCUUGAGGAGAGGAGUGGCUUUGGGGAGAAAGCCGAACCUGUGACCGGUGUGAACGUGAAUCUGCCGGGCAGUGACCUGGUCGCCUUGGCCCCUGCCCCAUCAGCCCCACCCCCGACUCUCGCCAUGGUGUCCAGACAGAUGGGUGACUCCAAACCUCCGCAGGCCAUUGUGAAGCCCCAGAUUCUCACGCACAUCAUCGAGGGCUUUGUUAUCCAGGAGGGUGCUGAGCCCUUCCCGGUGGCCUGUUCUCAGAUCCUGAAAGAGUCCGAGAAGCCGCUUGCCACGGGGCUCCCAACAGGACUGAACGAGAAGCAGUUGGCAGGGCCCAUGGGAGGGAGCAGCCCGUCUGUUGAGCCAGACAAGAAGGCAAACCUCCUCAAGUGUGAGUACUGCGGGAAGUAUGCGCCUGCCGAACAGUUCCGAGGCUCCAAGAGGUUCUGCUCCGUGACCUGCGCCAAGAGGUAUAAUGUGAGCUGCAGUCACCAGUUUCGGCUGAAGAGGAAAAAAAUGAAAGAGUUUCAAGAAGCCAACUACGUGCGUGUGCGCCGGCGCGGGCCCCGCCGCAGCUCCUCAGACAUCGCCCGGGCCAAGAUCCAGGGCAAACGCCACCGGGGACAAGAGGACUCGAGCCGAGGUUCGGAUAAUUCCAGUUAUGAUGAAGCCCUCUCCCCCACGUCCCCGGGGCCAUUGACAGGGCGAGCUGGGCAUGGGGAACGGGACCUGGGCGACCCCAACACAGCUCCCCCUACGCCAGAACUACAUGGAAUCAACCCCGUGUUCCUGUCCAGUAAUCCCAGCCGAUGGAGUGUCGAGGAGGUGUAUGAGUUCAUUGCUUCCCUACAAGGAUGCCAAGAGAUCGCAGAGGAGUUUCGCUCGCAGGAGAUUGAUGGACAGGCCCUUUUGCUCCUUAAGGAAGAGCAUCUUAUGAGUGCCAUGAACCUCAAGCUGGGCCCUGCCCUCAAGAUCUGCGCCAAGAUAAAUGUCCUCAAGGAGACCUAAAGAGGUGCUCUGGCUCAGCCAGCCUGGGGCUGAUGUCCCCACCGUCUGGGCUGGCCCCCGUCCGUGGCAGACUUCACAGGGAAGAGCGCCUUCCAGAGAGUGGAUCAUCUGGACAGGGAAGAGAACCAAGUCCAAGAGUUGGUUGGUUGCUGGUGCUAAAAUGGCGACAGCUUGGACAUUUUCUCUGGGUUCUACUUUGUUUUCUACAAUCUUGGCAACUCUCACCGUCCUCAAGACUGGCCAGUCAUGGUCAACCAGGCAGUCUAGGAGAACUAGGACUGCCCGCCUUAUCCUGGAGCUGAGUUGGGCCCCGGGGCUUGUUUGGCAAGGGGUGAUGGUACCCAGUAUGCCAAGGCCAGGCAGUGGGAGAAAUGCCUCCCCAAGCAAGAGGGGACGUGUUAGAGCUUGUGGGACACAAGCAGUAAAAGAUGGCACGUCCCCUCCUGGCUGUUACUGGGGCCCAUUUUCCCAGCAUCUAUCACCAGGUCUCCCUCCUGUACCCAGGGCAAGGUCCUCCGAGAUCAUUCUGGUUUGCUGCAGGGGCUGUUUGGCACCUAGCGGCUUUUGUCAUUCUGCAUUCCCCUGCCCUCUUGUACCAUCUUGGGUUUCUACCUGCCUUCCUUUUUCACAACUCUGCAAGUCCUAUAGCUUUAUAAACAGGAGUGCCUGGGGCUGCGGUCAGGUAUAAGAACGGCCACCGGCACUAUUCCUUAUACAACACAAAUAGGAAAUAUUUUUUUUUCCUCCUCAGUAAAAGGAAGAAAAUUGGU
This is a messenger RNA of Suncus etruscus (white-toothed pygmy shrew), 3975 nucleotides long. It is a transcript of the gene PHC1, whose product is annotated as polyhomeotic homolog 1. The transcript has 15 exons. The record is from RefSeq and is a predicted model, not a curated record. Bases 185 to 3205 code for a protein of 1006 amino acids. Gene Ontology annotation, molecular function: protein binding; zinc ion binding. Lineage: Eukaryota; Metazoa; Chordata; Mammalia; Eulipotyphla; Soricidae. Gene Ontology annotation, cellular component: nucleus; PRC1 complex.